This is a messenger RNA of Parathielavia appendiculata, 944 nucleotides long. RefSeq lists its product as uncharacterized. The transcript has 2 exons. Bases 14 to 790 code for a protein of 258 amino acids. The record is from RefSeq and is a predicted model, not a curated record. NCBI's taxonomy places the organism in Eukaryota, Fungi, Ascomycota, Sordariomycetes, Sordariales, Chaetomiaceae.
CUCAGUUUGCGAAAUGCGCCCCUUACUAGCAACCACCACGGUGCUGCUCGCGUCUUUGGGCCUCGCCAGCGGACUUGUAGUCAAGGUAGAAGCGCAGCAGGGGCCGCACAGUACCAAGACAAAAUGCAGCAAGCCUCCAGCAGCCACCUGCCUAGCUCCGGAUGCUCUACAAACCGCGAGUCUCUACACGGGGUUGGAGGAGGGAACACCAGGGAUCCGGCCUGGUCUGAGCGAGUCGGCCACCGACGUCGCCAACUUCAUCAACUUCUGCUCCGGCCGCACCCUCACCAACGGCCGCCAAAACACGAGCGGCUCGUGCAACGGCAUCCCCAUGGGCCGCAUCCCCGCGACGACCAACAUGAUCUCGACCAUCAUCACAUACCCGCAGCCCGGCGACCGCCUGACGCCCAACACGACCUUUUCGGUGGCCAUCCAGACGCGCCACCUGCGCGCCGGCUACCUAGUCAACCCCACCACCAACUACUACACGGCGCCGCAGGACCUGGACGAGAACGGCGACGUCAUCGGCCACGCCCACAUCUCGAUCCAGGAGAUUGGCAGCCUGCGGUCGCUGACGCCGCCCGACCCGACAAAGUUUGCCUUCUUUAAGGGGAUAGACGAUGCGGGGGAUGGUAAGGGGGGCCUGAAGGCUGAGGUUACCGGGGGUUUGCCCGAGGGCAUCUAUCGCGUGUGUACCAUGGUCUCGGCGAGGAAUCAUCAGCCUGUUGCCAUGCCUGUUGCGCAGAGGGGCGCUCAGGAUGAUUGCACCAAGUUUGAGGUUGGGGCUUGAUAAGGGGUCGAAUCAGGUUUGGGGGCAACGUCCGUGGCAGAUACCUCCCAUCAACAUGAAGACGAAGUGAUUUACAAAACCAUAUCGCAUGCCACUGUGGUCUGAGUUUUGACUGGGCUCUAGAGGAGAGGUUUGAAAGAUGAAACAGGCUGGC